Molecule: messenger RNA, 1434 nt
Organism: Kwoniella botswanensis
Lineage: Eukaryota; Fungi; Basidiomycota; Tremellomycetes; Tremellales; Cryptococcaceae
Exons: 5
Coding region: 1-1434 (477 amino acids)
Source: RefSeq, a predicted model, not a curated record
AUGGCUCAAGUCACUCCACCCCUACGUCGUAGGAAUAUGAAACCAAGACAGGACGUAUCUUCUGCUGCCCCCGAGGCAAGCUCUGCAGCAGCUCCUUCUCCCUCUUCCUCUGCUGAAACUUCACCUACGACAUCGGCUGAACCCGAAUCGUCAUCUGCUGCACCAUCGUCCGCUGCCGCUGAACCAUCUUCAGCCGAUCCCUCACCCUCUGCAUCACCAUCGCCUUCACCUUCAGCAGCACCUUCAUCAGCUGAACAGUCCCCUUCCGCCUCACCCUCACCUUCCGCUUCCCCUUCGCCCUCGCCUUCUCCGUCUGCCGAACCGUCCUCUCAGCAGCCAUCCAGCGCACCAUCCUCCGAGGCCAGUCAGUCGCCUAGUCCUAGUGCCUCACCUAGUGCCUCGGCUUCGGCUAGUCCAAGUGCUGCUCCAUCAAGUCAGCAGCAGAGUCAAUCCCAGAGCCCAAGUGCGGAACCUUCUUCCACACCUGGUGGUACGACUACUACCAUCACUGUAGGACAAUCAUCCACUCAACAGAGCCAGUCAGCUUCUCCUUCAGCAGGUGAAUCCAGUCAGCCUGGUACCACCACUUCCACAGUCAUCGUUCAACCUUCCAACACCUCUUCCGAAUCAACUUUGACCUCGGCAGUAGGCGUGGUAACCACCACCGACUCCGAGGGACGAUCUACCACCUCGACCCCGUCCGAAAUUACCUCAUCGUACGUGACCACCUCCGACGGACAGGUUUACACCGUCACUCGGAUAGUGCACAACCCGACGGGUGCGCUGGACAGCGGUGGAAGUGGAAGUGGAUCCAGUACAAAUUCAUUCUUCAAUAACAAAGGUGCUGUGGCGGGUGUAUUCGUGGUAGUUGGUUUAGUGGUAGUUGGGAUAAUUUUCGCAUUGGGUCUGUUAUGUUUCAGAAGACGUCGAAGACAGAGAUUAGAUAGGGAAGUCACUGCAGCUGCUAUAGCAGCAUCAUCAGGUGGAGCAGCCAGAUCACCCUUGGACGAGGAUAACGAAGAUUACCAUUCGGGUAGUGGACCGACAUCGGAAUCGUACCCUUCUACUGUCAAUCAACCGAUGACUCAAUAUGGUCAAUAUGGAGCCUCGUACGGUAAUGCAGGGGGAUAUGAUCCUUAUGCUGCUGCUGCUGCCGGUGCUGCCGGUGCUGCUGGAGGGUAUGGUGCCACUCAUCAUACAGGUGGAUAUGAUGGAUUACAAGCUGGGAAUCAAGGAUAUUAUUUCGAUCCGAGAGAUGCGGCGAAUUACCAGGAUGCCCCACAGGAUGAUAGUUAUCUGAAUGCACCUCAACAGGGAGGGUAUAAUGAUCCUUAUGGAGGGUAUUCGACCGGUGGGGAAGGGAGUGUCGAUACGCCUAAUAAUGAGAGGGAAGAUCCGCUGAGGGUUGCUAAUCCGUCUCAUGGAAGACAGUGA